AUUGAAUCAGCAAGCAGAUAGGAAACUGCUUAGGGUAGGAAAAUUGGCAAUAUAAUACUUUCCCCAAGAAGCGAAUUAUUUAGAUCCCUUCUGUUUUUAUUUUUAUUUAUUUAUUUUUUUGUAGAAUCUUGACCUUGUGCAGUUACCCUUGGUUAAACGCCUACAGUUGUGCAACCAUUGGAACGACAGUGUAGUUAGUGAUCAUAAUGUGCAUUAAACUCAGAUUAUUCAUCUUAAUCGGACGCUCAUUGAAACGAAGAACAUAGACACGUAAAGGAUGUUCAAAAACGAAUAUCAGGGUGGAGCUGUCGUUGACAUCUUUAGUGCUCAGGGAAAUGACCCAGUGGCAAACUGGAAGCUUUAUGGGAGCCAAACAGCUAUUAGUAAAGAGUUUGACAGAGAGAUGAAGGGCUUUGUAUAUAUUUUGGAAGGGAGCAGCCAGAAAAACAGGAUGCAAAUGCCAAAGGACAGCAGGAUGGCACUUGGGCUCAGCCAAAGGUUCCUGGUGCUGCAGGUGUUUGUACCCAUGGGAAAAGACUUCUCCACCGAACUGAUGGUAACAGAUUCAGGAAAUCUGAAGAAAAGACUGUAUUUAUCAACUAUUCAUAAGGAUCUAUCAGCAACCCCUUUACAUGCCAAAAUACCUCUCUCAAGUCUCAGACUUAACAUUUGGUGCAACAUGUGCGUUGACCUUGUGUCAUUCACCAGUGAAAUAUUCAAAGGAGCGCCUUUCCUGUCCUUGGAUAGAAUCACAGUCUCUGCCAGCUGCCGGCUCAGAAGAAUUUUCACUAUGAAACUCCAGCCGGCAGAUGCUCACAAUGAGAGUGAUCUUUAUAUUUGUGGCAACGGUCCCAGAGACAUCAUUCCAAAGGGCUGCCAGUUCCCCCCAGAUGUGCAGCACAUCACACAGCUGGUGAACAUGAACAAGCUGCGGCUGGCCGAGAUGAAGCUCGGAGGCUCGCUGUCCUCAGACUUGGAACAGGCAAACUCUGGCAGUUCCAUCUCUGCACGGGGGGCCAAGAACCAGGAUGUUUGCCACAUUGCUUUUGGGUCAAAAGUCCCGGGACCCCCCCCACCUACAGGAAAGAAGGCCAUUGGCUCUGGCAGCCGGGAGGUGGUUCUCAUUCCUGGUGCCAGAGCAGGCCGGAGCUGUGGCUCGGCGAAACAGAACAGCGGAGAUUGGGUGGAGAAGCAGAGCCAUCGGCGUGAGCAGGUCCCCAUUUCUGAGCACGAGUCCACGCCUCAGCACCACCAGGACAGCGGACAGGCUUUAGAGGGGCUCACAGGGAACCACUGGAGCCUGCAGCCACACCCCCCGCCAAGCAGACUAGCCAUGGAGAGGCCAGGAACGAGGAAGCUACGGGUGUACAGUGCAGAGAGAGAAAAUCCAGGCCUCACAGCAGGCUCAGCGCGGAGCAGCAGUAGAAAUGAAGCCAGCUCCAGCUCCUCUGAAACCUGCCCUCCCAGCGGCACUGCAAACACUGCCAUAGCUCGGGUCCCUGGUGCAAUGGGUGACCAGCCAGAUGCAGACAGUGGCUGCUUUGCAAGCAGUCUGAAGGAUGUAUGCUUGGAUUCUUCCAAAUGGACUCCAGAUCCACUCAACCUGCAGUUUACCCAUGAUUCAAUUGUCCAGACCGACAUUACCGCUAGACAUGAGAACAACGGCGUGGAGCCUCAGCUCAGCCUGGAUGACAUCUUUACCUUCUCUUCCCGCCCACACUCAGCAAAGCGUUGUCAAGGACACAUCAACCCCGGAGAGGGCCUUGCCCCUUCUCCUGAAAUGUGGGGUGAGGGGGGCGGGGCACACAGGGGGGCACGGCUGGAGGAUGACUUCUUUGGCAGCGAAAGUGAAGAGGAUGAAUCCUACUCAGCGACUGUCAUUCAGAGGCCUGGCAAGCGGUCCUGCCCAGGUGUCUCACCCUCACUGAGUUUAAAAUCCAGAAUCCGGACUCCUGAAGGAAAUACUCGACCCAAUCCAGAGCAUAUGUACUACAGUCAAGCCUCUGAGUCUCCUACGCAACCAUCGGAGUCGGACGCGAUGCUGAAAAUGGAUGUGUCUCUGGGCGAUUUCUCAAGCGCACGGAAGACUGAGGUUGAUCGCAGCAGCAUGGUCCCGACCCGCUGCCUCUCUCCUAACAGAACUAGGCUGGGGUAUAGCGUGGCCAGCCCCAGAAAUGUGAGGGAUUGCCAAGACACCUACUCCAGAAUCUCGCUGAGCAAGAAGUCAGUUAAAGAAAUUCCCAUAGGAGACUCCAGACUGCAUGUGGAUCACACAGCUGGCAGUAGAACAAGCCUUCGGGCAAACCGAGCGAGCGGUUCCAAGCUGUGCGUGCGGGAAAGUCUCGGCAACCAGGAAGAAGAGCUGCUCAUGCUCGCCAGUCUGCUCAGGCAGCAGGAAGCCGAGCGGGAGGAGGUGUAUGAGGAAGGUACACCUGCAGGCCUCAGCGCCUCCCAGAUACACAACUGCAACGUGAGCAUCAGCACCAGCAGCGAUGACACUUCCACCUGGACCCCCUAUGCCCCAAUGCCAGCCUAUCAGGGCCAUCAUUACCAGGAGGAGAUGUCUCCCCUCUUACAGUCCAAUCCACGUGACAGGCUGAAUGUUCUGAGCCCCCCUAUCGUCCCUCCCAGCCAGGAGGAGAGAGGCAAGGAGAUAGGCCGUCACCCAGGUAACACUCUGACAGAUGCUGAAAUAUCAACCAGUGUAGAACAUGUGGAAGAUGACUUUCUGAAUCUCCUUUAUGACCCAUGCCUCAACUGCUACUUUGAUCCCGAGUCUGGAAAAUAUUAUGAGUUGGUCUAAUUGUGAUGUGUCAGAUUAGCAACCUGAUUCAUGCUGUUUUUGUAAAUGUAAUCUAGCUACCAACAUUAUAUAUAACAUUAUAUUAUUUAUAUAUAUAUAAUUAACAUUAUAUAAUUGAAAUGUGAUAACUGUCUUAUCGACAAUGUACUGAAACGAUAGGGCUGUGCAUUAUGCAGGUCUGUGAAAAGUAGGGCAUAUUUUGAAUAACAAGUUCUAGUAUAGAUGAAAGGUGAUGUGAUAUAGCAAUUAAUUAAAUAAAAAAACGAAGUGACUCCUAGCUUCAGAAACUGGUUCGAAAAAAACAUUCUUUAACAGCGAUAACAGAAAUAACAUUUUUUUUUUUCUUUUAACUAUUCCUUAUUUGGAAAAGUAUUGAUCAGCCUCUCACAUUGCCUAGGAGGAAUUCUGAAACAGUCUUCCAUAUUUAUUCUCUAUAUUAAUAUUUCCAUAUUAACUCUGACUUUCUUGCAUACAACUUACAUUAGGCCGUUUCCACCUAUCUCAGUAGGCUUUAGCUGUUUAGCCGAUUCUGUUCCAGAAUAGUCUGGUACAGUGUAGAAUUCCUGAUGAUGUCAUUGAUUGGCUUAAUGCCAUCAAAGCAGCUGAAAGCCACCAUCAUCCAGCCACCAUGUUUCACAUUUUAAAGGGUUACUUCAGCGGUGGGGUUCAUCCAAGCUAAUUGUCCCAUCUCAAUAGGAAAAAUAGCAUGGAUGAACACCAGUGUUUAAGUACCCUUUGACAAUAUGAAACAUGGUGGCAGGAUGGCAAUGGUUUUGGGCUGUUUGUUGGUUCAGGACCAGGACAUUAAGACAAUCUAUAAGUCCACCAUGUAUUCCAUGCUGUCUGGGGCAGAAUGCAUUACACAGAUGAAUUGAGAUGCAUUGGAAAGGACCAUCCUUUCUAACAGAAUGUUUCAACUUCUGUUAAACGGAUGGUCCUCAAUCUGUCCAAGACAAUGUAAGCGACUGAUCAACGAUUACAGAAAAUGUUUAAGGAGGAUUAUCGAGUUACGUAAACUAGGGGGCCACUUGGGUUUUUCUGCAGAAAUAUUAAAAAGCAGAUUUUUUUUUAUUUUAGUGGUGUGCUGGAAAAACAAUGGAAAACUUUUUGUUAUGUGCUGGGCUCAUUACCUUUUAUCUACAUUAGGACUUAUGUGAUGAUAAAAUAUUUGAUUUAAAAUGAACAAAAACAAGAAAUAAGCAGGGAUCCCUAUGCAUUUUCAUCUAAAUGUUUCCUAUACAUAAUAGAUGUAUGCUAUCACCAGCAUUGAUGUGAUGCAUAUAUACAACUGUAAAUAAUUUGUAGAGCAAGUAGAAUGUUCCAUAAAUAUUGAGUUUUUUUACUCUGAUUUAUUCUGUAGUUGUAAUUCAAAAGAACAUAAUUCUGUAUCUUAAUGCAAUAUAUUUGUUGAGUUACAACUUGUUUUUGGAUGUAAAAUAGAAGUUUUGGACAAUGUCUGACAGAUAAAUGUGGUGUGCACCAUUUUCAUCACCAUCUGUUUUCUCUUCAUCGUUUGAAAACCUGGAGCUGUUCAGCCGUUGUGUUUUUUUGACUGCUUAAAAUAAUACAUGUUUGAAGAUCUCAACUAAAAUGUUCCAUAUAAAUAUGUUCAGUAUAUCUAUAUGUAUAUAUUUGUAUCUGUGCUAAUCUCUACACAGACAGGAGAUGGUCUUAUAUAUUUCUGAAAUUACAACUAUAAAUGCUCUUUUAUAGGAAAUUAUAUACAAUAAAAUCACCUCUGUCUCCUAAAA
Messenger RNA from Anguilla anguilla (European eel), 4554 nucleotides. It is a transcript of the gene cfap20dc, whose product is annotated as CFAP20 domain containing. The record is from RefSeq and is a predicted model, not a curated record. Bases 278 to 2803 code for a protein of 841 amino acids. Lineage: Eukaryota; Metazoa; Chordata; Actinopteri; Anguilliformes; Anguillidae. The transcript is spliced from 17 exons.